Humulus lupulus (European hop) is the source of this 2384-nucleotide messenger RNA. RefSeq names its product ATP-dependent DNA helicase Q-like 2. Gene Ontology annotation, molecular function: nucleic acid binding; four-way junction helicase activity; ATP binding. Gene Ontology annotation, cellular component: chromosome; cytoplasm; mediator complex. The transcript is spliced from 19 exons. The record is from RefSeq and is a predicted model, not a curated record. Lineage: Eukaryota; Viridiplantae; Streptophyta; Magnoliopsida; Rosales; Cannabaceae. Bases 381 to 2138 code for a protein of 585 amino acids. Gene Ontology annotation, biological process: double-strand break repair via homologous recombination.
CUACAGCUUAGAAAACUCCAGCAUUUGAGAAAAGCAAGCAACUAUAGGAAAACCAUCUAAGGUGCGAAAGAAAACUCUCACUUCUAAAACUUCUCGAUAAAAAAUAUGAACAUCAUGUGUAACGAGCUUACCUAAAUUCAUUAUAUUUUGUAUUCAGUUUCUUUUUCUCUCUACCAAAAUUGGCACAUGCGAAAGAAAAAUUGUCACAUGUAGUGCCAAUUUUGUAGAAAAAUAAUAAAAAAAAUCUUAAUAGGGGUGUAAAUGUUAAUAUUCCAUUUUACUAGAAUGUAAUUUUGGAAUAUUUGAUUUCCAUCGGCACUCUACGGCUAGGCGAAACAAAAAGGUGGAGAACCAAAGAUCGAAAAAUCCGAAGGAUUGAAAUGGAAGCGGAAGAAAUAGUAUUAGAAGAGCUACUAAACGUUGAAGUUGAAAUUCAUGAUGUUGAAGAACAAAUAUCGGCGUUGCUUGAAAAACAAGAGAGGCUAUAUCAGAGACAAUCAGAACUAAAGACUCUGCUGGAAUCAGCAAAAGGGUCCGCACACGAUGUUAAUGAUAGUGUUCCAACUAUCGUAGAAAAUUUGUCUGGGUCUUUUGAGUGGGAUUCUGAAGCUGAUGACAUUAGAUUCAAUAUCUUUGGCAUAUCCUCUUAUCGUGCAAAUCAGCAAGAGAUCAUAAAUGCUGUCAUGAGUGGAAGAGAUGUUUUAGUGAUUAUGGCUGCUGGUGGUGGGAAGAGCCUCUGUUAUCAGCUUCCAGCACUUCUUCGUAAUGGAGUUUCCCUUGUUGUCAGUCCCUUACUUUCACUAAUUCAGGAUCAGGUGAUGGGCUUGGCUGCUUUAGGAAUUUCAGCAAAUAUGUUAACGUCAACUACUAGCAAGGAGGAUGAGAAAUUCAUUUACAAGGCCCUUGAAAAAGGCGAAGGAGAUUUGAAAAUAUUGUACGUGACGCCAGAGAAGGUAUCAAAGAGCAAAAGAUUUAUGUCAAAGCUUGAAAAAUGCCACCAUGCUGGUCGUCUCUCUUUGAUUUCAAUUGAUGAGGCGCACUGCUGCAGCCAAUGGGGUCAUGAUUUUCGACCUGACUAUAAAAGCCUUGGCAUCCUUAAGACUCAGUUUCCCAAUGUUCCCGUGAUUGCUCUGACUGCAACAGCUACGCAAAAGGUUCAAAAUGAUUUGAUGGAGAUGCUCCACAUUCCAAAGUGUGUUAAAUUUGUCAGCACUGUCAACAGGCCAAAUCUCUUCUAUAUGGUACGAGAAAAAUCAUCUGUUGGCAAGGUGGCUAUUGAUGAAAUUGCUGAGUUCAUUCAAGAAUAUUAUUUAAAUAAUGAAUCUGGGAUAGUUUAUUGCUUCUCUAGAAAAGAAUGUGAACAGGUUGCAAAGGAGUUGAGGACAAGAGGAAUUUCAGCUGAUUUUUAUCACGCAGAUAUGGAUGCCAAUGCCCGUGAGAAAGUUCAUACGCGGUGGAGCAAGAACAAAUUGCAGGUCAUUGUUGGCACGGUAGCUUUUGGCAUGGGAAUCAAUAAGCCAGAUGUCAGGUUUGUCAUCCAUCACAGCUUGAGUAAAUCAAUGGAAACAUACUACCAGGAAAGUGGUCGAGCUGGACGAGAUGGACUCCCUUCUCAAUGCCUACUCUACUUUAGGCCUGGUGACGUUCCUAGGCAGAGUUCGAUGGUUUUCUAUGAAAAUUCAGGAUUACAGAAUCUUUAUGACAUAGUGCAAUAUUGUCAGACAAGAAGACAAUGCCGUCGAAGUUCCAUUUUCCGACAUUUUGCUGAGCCACUUCAGGACUGUAAUGGGAUGUGUGAUAAUUGUGCAUUCUCAAGUGAGAUUAAGGAAGUGGAUGUCUCUCGUCAUGCACAACUUAUGGUUUCUUUUCUGCAAGACACGCUGGAAAAUGAUCAGAGAUUGACAAUGUUGCAGCUGAUUGAUAAAAUGAAAACUAAGCACAAGAAAGAAGAUCCUGAUUUAAAGAAAGAAGAAAUGGAACAACUUGUUAUACAGCUUAUCUUAGAUCGUGUUUUGAAAGAAGAAUUUCAGCAUACAGCUUAUUCCACAAAUGCUUAUGUAACAUUGGGGCCCCUGGCUAGACAAGUAUUGCAAGUUGGAGAAAAUAAUUGGAAAACUGAAAACAGAGAAGUAUGGUAGUAGAAUUCUUGAACAAAUAAGCAGGAAUUCUGAUAUCAAUGAGAAUGAGAUGAAGGAACAAGCAAGUGAAGAAAGAGCAACGAAGAGGCUGAAAACCAAGAAAGCUCUAGUUGUAAUAGAAAGUAGUGAUGAAGAUUUUGAAGACUCGUAAUAGGUAUCCUUUAUUCACUAUUGUUUUCUUCCAUCGGUAGCUUUUGGCUCCUUGUUACAUUUUUGUUUUAAAUAUUAAUUUAUAAAUUUUUAGAA